UUAGCAUUUGCACAUAUUUGGAAACGUUAUCAAGGUCAGUUUGUAGGAAAGAUAAAAAUCUCGAGUCGAGGCCGCCCUGGGCCAGCCCGGGCUGACCAUUUUAUGAAUGAUUUUGAAAGAUAUUUAACUUUUAUUGCACUUUAA
Messenger RNA from Scutellospora calospora, 144 nucleotides. NCBI's taxonomy places the organism in Eukaryota, Fungi, Glomeromycota, Glomeromycetes, Diversisporales, Gigasporaceae. The record is from the annotation of a GenBank genome assembly.